Molecule: messenger RNA, 423 nt
Organism: Protopolystoma xenopodis
Lineage: Eukaryota; Metazoa; Platyhelminthes; Monogenea; Polystomatidea; Polystomatidae
Source: the annotation of a GenBank genome assembly
AUGGGCAUCCUCAGAGCUGGAACUCAUUCGGGCUAUUUGGUCUGUUAUUUGCCCAAGAGCUGUGAACUUCGCCUUCUUGUUGUCAACCCCAGAGGUGCAUCUUCAGUUGUUGUCGAGUCGCCGACCUGUGUAGACGAGGUGAAAGAGAAUCUAACUCCGUCAUGCCGCAAGAGCAGUUGCAUUCGAAUCUCUUUGCCACGCGGCUACCAGCUGGUCUCAGGUGAGACAACAGCUCUCGAGCACUAUGACCUGCUCUGGAAGACCACCGGCUUGAUUCCGUAUCUGAGCGAGCCUUCCACUACAAAAGGUUGUCGGCCUCGCAGAUGGCCAAAGUCACUUGCCGGCCGAGUGAUGGUGACACCUGACCUCGGCACACCAUCUAAACCAAAUUGUAGAAUGAUCUGGUUGGCAGUCUCACCAUAG